This is a messenger RNA of Puccinia graminis f. sp. tritici CRL 75-36-700-3, 1032 nucleotides long. RefSeq lists its product as uncharacterized. Gene Ontology annotation, molecular function: ATP transmembrane transporter activity. The transcript is spliced from 4 exons. Lineage: Eukaryota; Fungi; Basidiomycota; Pucciniomycetes; Pucciniales; Pucciniaceae. The record is from RefSeq and is a predicted model, not a curated record. The coding region runs from base 1 to 1032 and encodes 343 amino acids.
AUGAAAACGACCGGCGACGAUGGUCUGUCGAGUCAGCCAGUCAUAGGACUCUCGGAGAAAGUGAUCGGGAAGAUGAAGGAGAAAGAGGACCGGGCCGGAGGACUACUAGGACAACGAAAAUCAAGCCUGAAUAGCAGCAGCAGCAGCAGUAGCAGUAGCAGUAGUAGCAGCAGUGGUCAAGAUGUCAAGACAACAACAACCAAGGAGAACACGAUCAGUCAGGCUGGAUUCGAUGGCGCAGGGAAAUAUCUUCUAUCGGGAGGCAUAGCCGGCGGAGUCUCCAGAACAGCAACGGCGCCAUUCGAUCGGCUGAAGGUCUAUCUAAUCACCGCCCAACCGAGAAUGAAUGAGGAGCGGACGAGUCGAACAGUAAUGGGCAGAGGGGGCAGCAUGACGAACCUGAUGGAGUCACUCAAGUCGAUCUACAACGAACAUUCCAAAUGCCAGAUCAACGCCCAUCACCCAAAGCCGCAUUCCUGGGGUCUCCGUACCUUCUUCAUCGGAAACGGCCUCAACGUCAUCAAGGUCUUCCCCGAAUCCGCCAUCAAGUUCUUCGUCUACAAGGUGGCAAUGGGCCGGGCUUGGGCCCAAAAAUAUUGCUCAAACCCGCCCUGCUGUGAGAGGGCUGGGGGGACCCCAGCGUCCCACGGGCACCUCGCGAAGCGAGCCUCCGAAGGAGGGGCUUGCAGCCAAAGUCCGAAAUUCCAAGUGGCCGGUUUCACCAUUUUGGUGGGUGGAAUCUGCCUCCGAUUUUUCCCUGUCACCCCUUGGCUAAGACCAUCUCCACCGCGGGUCUGGAGAGGGACCGAGGAUGAAAUCCGUAAAAUACGGACGACGAUGGGGACCGCGGUGGGCGGCGUUUUUUGGGCCGCGGUCCUUAAAUGCGGGAUAGGGACCCAAUUUAGGGACCGCGGUGGAGAUGGUCUAAAAUCCAUGGCCGAUGAGAUCGUUGAAACGGCCUUGAUCCAGCGCCUAUGGCCAACAAACAAUCACUUGCCAUUGGGCUUCCAACCCCUUGCCAUCCUGGAUUGA